Messenger RNA from Scomber scombrus (Atlantic mackerel), 1434 nucleotides. RefSeq names its product general transcription factor II-I repeat domain-containing protein 2-like. Lineage: Eukaryota; Metazoa; Chordata; Actinopteri; Scombriformes; Scombridae. The record is from RefSeq and is a predicted model, not a curated record.
AUGGCACUGUCAAAAAAAAGAAAAGUGGACACGGAGUGCAGAGUUUUCAAGGAAAAAUGGACUGAGAAUUAUUUAUUCACAGAAGUGAAUGCAAAACCAGUGUGCUUGGUAUGUCAUCAGCAAGUUGCAGUGUUCAAAGAGUUUAAUAUUCGGCGCCACUAUGAGACUCAUCAUAAAGACAAGUAUGACCACUUGAAAGGACAAAUAAGGAAAGACGAGAUAAACAAAUUGGUGGCUGGUCUGAAGAAACAGCAGUCUACUUUUACGCGCAGCCGCAAUAUCGCUGAUGGGGCUUUAAGAGCCAGCUACAUUAUUGCCAACGAGCUGGUGCAGGCAUCCAAGCCAUUUUCUGAUGGGGAGUUUGUAAAAACAUGCAUGCUGAAGUCAUUUAUCGCAUUUUCAAUUGCAAUAGAUGAGAGCACCGAUGUCACAGAUAUUGCUCAACUGGCCAUAUUCAUUAGAGGUGUUGAUGAAAAUUUGACCAUCACAGAGGAGCUGCUUGAAUUGGUGCCCAUGAAUGACACCACAACAGCAGAUGACAUUUUCAGCGCUCUCGUUGGCGCGCUGGACAAGGUGGGAGCGGACUGGUCCCGUGCCGUGAGCCUGGCUACCGACGGUGCGCCAUCAAUGGUCGGGAGAAAGGCAGGCGUUGCCACAAAAUUCCGUGACAAAGUACAGACCGCAAAUGGAGGACAAGAGUUUUGGGCAUUUCACUGUAUACAUCAGGAGGCAUUAUGUUGCAAAACACUGCAAAUGGACCAUGUUAUGAGUGUGGUUGUGAAAACUGUCAAUUUCAUUAGGGCUGGUCUAAAUCACCAUCAGUUUGACACAUUUCUCAGUGAUAAUGACAUUCAUGCUGGCCUACCAUACCACACUGACGUGCGGUGGUUAAGCAGAGGUGCAGUACUCAAGCGCUUCUUUGAGCUACGAGGGGUAAUUGGACAGUUCAUGGAGAAGAAGGGACCCAGUAAGGAACUUAAAUGCAAGGAAUGGGUGCAGGAUCUUGCGUUUAUGGUUGAUAUUACACAACACUUGAAUACACUUAACACUACAUUGCAGGGCCGUAACAGAGUAGUCACUCAAUAUUACGACAGCAUAAGUGCGUUCAAGAUGAAACUGUCACUGUGGGAGACGCAGCUAUCCAACGGUGACACCGCGCAUUUCUCUUGUCUCACAGCUGUGCGUCCGGAGGCACCGGACCGUCCCGAUAAUGAUUUGGAAAAAUAUAAAGACAACAUAACAGAUUUGCUGCGAGAGUUUGAGCAGAGGUUUCAGGUAUUCAGGGAACUUGAGAACAAGUUUGGCUUUUUUCGCUCGCCAUUUACAGUGAAGCCUUCUGAUAUGCCAGCUGACAUUCAACUUGAGCUUAUUGACUUGCAGUGUGAUUCCGCUAUGAAGGAUAAAUUUGGGUCCGUGGGAUUGGAUACGUUUUAA